Amphibalanus amphitrite is the source of this 3930-nucleotide messenger RNA. Its product is annotated as peripheral plasma membrane protein CASK-like. Gene Ontology annotation, cellular component: cell-cell junction; plasma membrane. The record is from RefSeq and is a predicted model, not a curated record. Gene Ontology annotation, biological process: protein phosphorylation; regulation of neurotransmitter secretion. Lineage: Eukaryota; Metazoa; Arthropoda; Thecostraca; Balanomorpha; Balanidae. The coding region runs from base 329 to 3067 and encodes 912 amino acids. The transcript has 25 exons. Gene Ontology annotation, molecular function: ATP binding; protein kinase activity; signaling receptor binding.
CGGGGAGAUCAAUAAGGCAUGUGGGAGGAUAUGGAAUAGGUGCAAAAUAUGGUUUAUAUAGCCUUGCAAAAUAUGUACACAGAAGUGGUGUGGGGGCGUGUUAAUAGCAUUGAUAUUGCCCAAUUUUACGGACCAUCUAAUUGUGGCCCAAUGUAGAUAUGAAAUAAGCCAUCACAGGAUAUGAACCCAAGCUCUUGCCACAUGUUGGCUGGCUCAGAGGGUGAAUGCUCCACCAUGGACUACUGAAGCAGACUCAAGUGGAGGCAGAGAGCUACCCUCUGGCUGCGGCUACUGGCUCACUGUCACCAGGGGGUGACGGUGGUGCAGCAUGUCCAUGCUCUACCAGACUUAUGAUGAGAACCACGACGAUGAUGUCGUGUUCGAUGAUGUCUACGAGCUCUGUGAAGUAAUUGGAAAGGGUCCGUUCAGCGUGGUGCAGCGAUGUAUCCACCGGCCGACCGGACAACAGUUCGCCGUGAAGAUCGUCGAUGUGGCCAAAUUCACCGCCAGUCCCGGCCUGGGCACCGAAGACCUCAAACGAGAGGCCACCAUAUGCCACAUGCUGAAACACCCUCACAUCGUGGAGCUGCUGGAGACUUAUUCAUCAGAAGGCAUGCUCUACAUGGUGUUCGAAUACAUGGACGGCGCCGACCUGUGCUUUGAGAUCGUCAAACGGGCCAACCUGGGCUUCGUCUACAGUGAGGCAGUCGCCAGCCACUACAUGCGGCAAAUUCUGGAGGCGUUGCGGCACUGUCACGACAACAACAUCGUCCACCGCGACAUCAAGCCGCACUGCGUGCUGCUGGCCACUAAAGAGAACUCGGCGCCGGUCAAGAUCGGAGGGUUCGGCGUGGCUGUCCAGCUGCAAGACAACCAGCUCAUCAACGGGGGCCGUAUCGGCACGCCCCAGUUCAUGGCGCCAGAGGUGAUCCAGCGACAGGCGUACGGCAAACCGGUGGACGCCUGGUCGGCCGGCGUCAUGCUGCACAUCCUGCUGUCGGGCAUGCUGCCGUUCUACGGCACCGGCGACCGGCUCUACGACAACAUCUGCAGCGGCAAGCUGAACCUGUAUUCGGGACCGAUGCGAGAUGUCAGUGAGCCUGCCCGGGACCUGGUGAGGCGGCUGCUCACGUGCGACCCUCAGCAGCGCGCCACCGUGGCGCAGGCGCUCAACCACGCGUGGAUCAAGGACCGGGAGAGCUGUCCGUCCACGGAGCACCUGAGCCGCACCGUGGACGAGAUGCGCUGCUUCAACGCGCGCCGCAAGCUCAAGGGCGCCGUGCUGGCGGCCGUCAGCUCGUCGCGCUGGGCGCCCACACAGACGGACACGGGCUACGAUGGCCUGGCCGAGUCGGCAGAGGAGGAGGCCGCCACCGCAGCGGUGUCUCGGAUACUGGACUCCUUGGACGACAUCCAGUGUCUGCACGGCUGUCCCAUGGGCGACGCGACUCUGCUGCGACCCAUUCUGGAGGACCGGCCACUGCACUCCCUGCUCGAGCUGUACGACCGGGUGACGUCCCGUCAGCUGGGCUCGGCGCCGGCGCCCACCAGCGAGGCGGUGGCCCGCUGGCGGGACGCGCUGGAUGUGCUCCGCGACUCGGAGCACACUGCCGACCUGGCCGACAUACUCGAGCUCAAGGAGAUCCUCUGUCGGCCGCACAUGAAGGCGUUGCUGCAGGCGCAUGACGUGGUGGCGCAAGAGGUGUACAGUGAUGAGGCCGUGCGCGUCACGCCGCCGCCAGUGCUGCCCUAUCUGAACGGCGGCGACGGACUGCCGCCCGCCAACGGACACGUCGACCCGGACACAGUGACGCGUGUGAGACUCGUGCAGUUCCAGAAAAACACCGACGAGCCCAUGGGGAUCACGCUGAAGAUGAGCGAUGACGGCCGCUGCCUGGUGGCGCGCAUCAUGCACGGCGGCAUGAUCCACCGGCAGGCCACGCUGCACGUCGGCGACGAGAUCAGGGAGAUCAACGGCGUGCCCGUGGCCAACCAGAACGUCGACGUCCUCCAGAAGAUCCUGCGGGACUCGCGCGGCUCAGUCACCUUUAAGAUCGUGCCGUCGUACCGGUCGGCGCCGCCAGCCUGCGAGAUGUUUAGGAAAAGUCCGGCCCCGGUGAUAGUCUCUGCCCAGAUAUACGUCCGGGCGCAGUUCGACUACGACCCUAUGCAAGAUGAGCUCAUUCCGUGCGCCCAGGCCGGCGUGCCGUUCAAGACGGGGGACGUUCUGCAGAUCAUCAGCAAGGACGACCACCAGUGGUGGCAGGCCCGGCGGGAGGGCUCGGCGUCGCCGGCCGGACUGAUCCCCUCCCCCGAACUGCAGGAGUACCGCUCCGCGUGCUCCGCCAUGGACAAGUCCAAGCGCGAACAAGUUAACUGCUCAAUUUUUGGAAAGAAAAAGAAACAAUUUAAAGACAAGUACCUGGCAAAGCACAACGCAAUCUUCGAUCAACUUGAUCUUGUCACGUACGAGGAGGUGGUGCGUCUGAGCUCGUUCCGGCGGAAAACACUAGUGCUUCUUGGGGCGCACGGUGUCGGCCGGCGGCACAUAAAGAACACGCUCAUCUCGUCUCACCCCGACAUGUACGCCUACCCGAUACCACACACCACCCGUGCACCGAGGAAAGACGAGGAAAACGGGAAACACUACUUCUUCGUGUCGCACGACGAAAUGAUGGCUGAUAUCGCCGCCAACGAAUACCUGGAAUACGGCACCCACGAGGACGCCAUGUACGGCACCAAGCUGGAGACGAUCCGGCGGAUCCACAUGGAGGGCAAGAUGGCCAUCCUGGACGUGGAACCGCAGGCGCUCAAAGUGCUGCGCACCGCCGAGUACGCGCCCUACGUGGUCUUCAUCGCCGCGCCCAGCCUGCAAAUUAUGACGGACUUUGACGGUAGUCUGGAGCGACUCACCAAAGAGUCGGACCUCCUGAAGAACGCCUACGGCCACUUCUUCGACCUCACCAUUGUCAACAACGACAUUGAGGAGACGAUUCAGAUUCUGGAGGACGAUAUCAACAACCUAGGCAAUAAGCCGCAGUGGGUGCCCGUCUCGUGGGUUUACUGACAAUCACCGACACUGGAGCUGGCCCGGUCUGCACCCGGCCACAAGGCCGGCUCUCUGCGCAACCUUCUGCCCGGCGGCAAGGGCUCCAGGAAGGUGCAACAGAAUUUCAAAACGAAAAUGUAACGGCAGUACGGCCAGCAUAUCGGACGAAGGAGACAAGUUCAGUGCCAAUCGGUGGACGAGCGGCGCCGGGCCGGGCCGGGCCGGCCGCACCCACGCGCGUCACUGCUGUAUGCUGGAGCGAACAUGUGAUAUUGUUAGGUCGGUGUGUGCGCGGGCAGUCACUCAUUAUCCUUUGGGUGUCGCUCUUCACUCGAUGUGUGCUAGACAAGGUUAGCGCAUUGCAUUUGAUGGCGUAGAGGGUGUAGAAUUUUUAAAGUUCUUUUCAUCUUAAGCUGUCUGCAAAUAACCUCAUGAGAUGAUUCGUUCUCAUCUUUGGCGGGGCGGCCCAAAGAGGGAGCGCACGAUCCCGCUUCUAGCCAUUUAGCGAGUCGCCGCGCGGCGGGCGCGUUGUGUCGGCCCAAUCUGGGCCCGAUGGAUGUAGUGUGGCCACUGCAGGCGGCACGGAGGGCAGCCGGCCGGCGCCCGGGGCCGCAGGGCGAUUGCGCCAAGCUCAUGUUCCCGUUUUUACCUCCCAACUUUGGUAACUGAUUUGUAUUGUAUCGAGACUGGUAUCUUUCCGAUGUUGUAGCUGAUUUUUGGCUGCUACGUUCGUAGGUCGGGCCAUCUUUGUGUGUUUGUUAGAUGACCUUGUACAAAAAGCUUUGGUAGUUUGGGGGAGGGGGGGGGGGGGGUAUUGCGAGACGUAUUCGAGUGGGUUUUGUUUCUAAUAGCGGCCAAUAAUAUACACGGAUUGCUGGUAA